AUGGGAAUGCAGUUCUUCCGACUUGUAAUCGUAGCCCUAACGGCUCAAGGACUGGAAAUCAACACCAGCAAUAACAAGUUUGUGGAGAAGGCCGUGGGAGAGGACGUGAAGCUCGGCUGCUUCUUCACUACUGGCCCGAAGGAUGAAGGAAUGUUGGAGAUCGAAUGGAGGGUGAAGUCCAUACGCCACCCAAUGGAACGGGCAACGGUCCUCUGGUAUACGGCUGAGCAUAUCUACGACAAUCUUUAUGAACAUCUAAAGGGAAGAGUCUACUUUGACGCACAGGACCCUCAGCAAGGAGAUGCCGCCAUUCAUCUUCUGCAGCUGACUCGCAAAGACACCGGCAUCUACUAUUGCCAGGUUAAGAAGCUUCCAGGCAUCCAAAGCAUCAAGACAGUCCUCAGAGUGCUGGAACGGCCAUCAAAGCCCAAGUGUAAUUACACUCAGGGGGGCGGAGAGUUUGGCAAAACCAAAGUGCUACAUUGUGGAUCUGAGGAAGGUGCACCACCUAUCCGGUACCACUGGUCAAGAUUGCCACCCUGGGAACUCCUAUCCUCCUUGGCAGUGUUGGAUCAAAGGGCAGGCACACUCACCAUUCCAGAUUUCAGCGAGAGCGAUACAGGAAGUUACAAAUGUGUUGCGAUCAAUCGUGUCGGUCAGGAGAAGUGCAUCCUAAAAGUGAACAUACCGCAUCCUCCAUCGGUGGGAAUUAUUGCAGGAUCUGCGGCGGCCGCUGUGGUAACCAUCGGGAUCAUCGCUUACCUCACAUACUCUAUCAUACGGCGUCGUCAACCAAAGUUAGAAAAUUCCAAUGAGAUCGUUGAGGAUGCGAGUCCCCCAACACCCCGCGAGAUAAUGAAGACCAAGAGGAGGAAGUCGGACAAAGCACUUGUCACAAUGAAGCGUGGUUGCAGCACAGACAAGACAGUCAUCGCUGGUGGUGUCAAAGGUGCAGUCAGAGAGAAAAAGUUAAUGCGUGGUGCAUGGUGCAGGGUGCACGGCCUGAGUGCUCGUCCGUUCAUGAUGUCAGACAACAAUAAGUUGAACAACGGCCCCGUGUCUUGGAAAGAGCCCUGCCCGGGACUCGGAGGCAAACCUGCGAAUCCUCCUGACUCCCCAGUGCCCGAGAUGCCUGAGACUGGAGUGGAAUCCCCGAGCUCCGGCAAGGUUGCUGAUGCCAAAGUUGAGAUCCAGAAUUCUUUGCGAGAUCCCAAAGCGAGAAUUGGGGGUGCCGCGACGACGGCGGCCCAAGGGGCCCUCUGCCCAACCUGUGGCUCAUGUGGACCCAUGCCAAAGAUGGGGAAUCUCCGUCCGAGGGUCAACAUCAGUGAGGUGCGGGGGGGCGGUUGGAAUGUUGUCGUGCACAGCCCAGGCACCAGUCCCGACCCCAGAGUCAGGUCACAGCGUCAGCCUCCUGCUGAGGAUUCCCCAGAUGUCGGCAACAAUCCGCCGAGCGUCAGGCAGCCUGAGCUUCCUUUGAACAGAGGUGCCAACGGGGACUUGGCAACCGAUCCCCCAGUCGCACAGGGGUUCGACCCCCAAGUAUCCAAAUGGACCGUGGUGUGCACUCUUGCCAUGUGA
Chelmon rostratus (copperband butterflyfish) is the source of this 1581-nucleotide messenger RNA. Its product is annotated as coxsackievirus and adenovirus receptor homolog. The transcript has 6 exons. Gene Ontology annotation, biological process: homotypic cell-cell adhesion. Gene Ontology annotation, molecular function: cell adhesion molecule binding. The record is from RefSeq and is a predicted model, not a curated record. Bases 1 to 1581 code for a protein of 526 amino acids. Gene Ontology annotation, cellular component: intercalated disc; basolateral plasma membrane; bicellular tight junction. NCBI's taxonomy places the organism in Eukaryota, Metazoa, Chordata, Actinopteri, Chaetodontiformes, Chaetodontidae.